AUGCAGCGUGAACCAGAUAAACACUUUGGCGUUGGUAAGCUAUGGGCCUGUUUCCCUUUUCAUUCUACGAGGCAACGAGAAUCCGCCAAGGGUACCCUCCGAACCAUUAUGGAGAACAACAAGACCGAAUGGAAUCAGCUUAGGCUCGCAGGCGGCAAAGCACAAGCAAAACGCAUUCUCCAAGAAUCGAUCUCAGCAUUUCCAAAGUUCGUUCGCAAUGGUCAUGCGGAUAAACCUGAAUGGGCGAUCGAGGCCCUAUACAAUAUAUCUGUUAGGAUACGGCUAGAGCAGCGCAAGGAGAAGUCAAGAAAUGCCACCCAACGCAAGCGCAAGCGUCGAGCCGCCAUUGAGUCUGAGUCUGAGUCAGAUGAUGUUGAGCACAGUUCUGAGGAGCAACCCCAGCCAGAAAAUUGUGCUAGUUCGUCUACACAGCCCCUGCAACCGCCAUCCCGCAGCUAUAGUACUAAGUCGCAGUCAAGAAUAUCCAACGAACGCCACCGAUACGUCUAUCCCAUCCCUCCAAUAAUGAUUGAGGUUCAAAACACCGUCCCCGGUCUCGACGACGGUAGCUAUAAUGGGCUCGCACAUACCUCGUUACUCUGCCGCGAAAACACCCGGCCGCACUCCGACGGGUCAAUGCAACCAGACCAUAUAUCCUACCAGAAAUGGCAGGAGUUUCUCCAAGAACAGUGUGGGUUCGAACCGACGGCCCAUGUUAUGCGCUAUACCAACUCUCAAGGGACGCACACGGUGGUUCGCUCCCAGAUGCAGCUGCAGUAUAUCUUUAUGAACACCCAUGCCGACCAAAUCCAGUUCCAUAUUGUGGAAGACCCCAACCCACACCAGUGCAGGCCAAUACCGACCUUCCUUAACUUUACGGACGAACCACACAGUCGUCAGGACACUCCAGGAUGCGGAAUGAUAACAGAGCAGUUACUCUCACGCAGUCCAAAGAGUCGCCAUCUGGACUAUGAGCAGGGCAGUGAUACAUAUGAGGAUAUGACGAGACUGUCGGCAAAUAUACUCCGUACAUCCCUGGAGCCUAGCGAUAACAUACCCCAUGAGCAACCACUACAGGAGCAACAUCAACUACAGGAGCCGAUAAAUCCCAACCUGGCUCCCACUCAUGGCGCAAACCAGCAGGAAGAACAAAUCAGUGACACUACAGAGCCAACAGUGGCCGUUCAGCAUACAGUAACCACAGACCCCUCCACUGGUGAAGUAGUCACCCACCCAGACCACAGCCAGUCCACACAGCAAACAGUAGACCCAACCAAUACAGGGGGGCCGACCACACCCAUUUCUAUUAAUAGUAAGAGCGAUAGUAACAAUGAGACAGACAAUGAUCCAGAUAUUAAAGAGCAGACUGGCAACAAGGAUAACACAAAAAACCAGGUAGAUACAGAAGAUGAGGAGUUGGCAAGGGGUCUUUGGACCAACGAGGAACGGGUUGAGGAGCAAUUGAGAGACUUCAACCACGAUCUCCAAUAUGACGAACUCAACGUUGAAAUCUGGCGCCUAACCCUUGAUGCCUUUCGGUUUCCCCAUAAUGCGUAUCAAAACCCAGAUAAGUGCAUCCCUCUGCCUGGUGUACGUCCGGACAGAUAUCCCCGACCAUACCAGUUGUACGAAGCUGUAUGGAUGCUGUACAACGAGGCGAAUAGUGUCCAGAAUGGCGGCUUCCUGGCUAACGAUCCUGGAUUGGGCAAGACAGUCUCUGUUCUUCUUGCCAUAAUUAUCGGACGCUGGUUAGAUAUCGCCAACCAACGAUUUACAAAAGAGAGAGAGGAAGCAAGGAAAGCAAAGAGAAGCUCUCCGCCGCUGGUGUAUCCCUGUAACCACGCAAACGACCUGCCAAUAUGUUGUCCUUGCCACCCCAGUAGCCCAACACACAAACUGAGGAGCUAUCGGAUAGGGAUAACCUAUGUGAUUGUUGAUCUCAUACUACUCUCAAACUGGGCGCAAGAAUGGACGUACUUUUUUGAUCUGCAGGACCCCAUACUCGGUAAUAGUGAGACUGGAAUGACGGUCCUUAUUGGGCAUCGGAAAACUGUCCUUGGCAUGCCAACAGUUGAGGGGUGGGUGCGGCAACAUGGUGUCGACCAGCUAGUCUAUACUGAAGCCAGACGGUUCAACGAGCUACUGGCUAAAACGCAAGGCAAGACGUACUACAAAUACAACGGAAUGACUGCAGAGGAGGAGCAAGAGCUUACCAACACCACGAAGAUGAUACAUGACGCCGAGUUCUCGGUUCCAGAUGAUAUGACACGGUUUAUUAUUAUAACUACGCCAGAGAGCUACGAGUCACGCGUUCAGCGCUAUCUUACUCUCCAAGCACAAGUGCCGGCCGCCCCCCACAUUAAGAAAAAACCACGAGACAUGACCCUCAUGGGAAAUAUUGCCGCCCGUGUGGUACGAGAUGAGUGCCAUUCCUCCUGGCAGACCACCAGCAGGUUAUUCCAAGUCUUUAGGAAACUAGAUCGCUGCAACAAGCCGGCGUUGUGGUUCCUAUCGGGCACACCCUGCCCGACAACGCCAAAGAACAUCAAAGGGUUUGUGGAACUAACGGAGACACCAGAAUGGGCUAACCACGAGGAGCUCAAAAUCUACCGAUCUUUUAGAAUACAGAGGAUCGGGGAAGCGUUCGAGAAGGUCGUGCGGUCUAAAACACUUAAUCCGGAAGCGCUCGCCCAAUGCCUUGACGAUGUGAGAGAUUACCUCAAACAUAUUAACUUUGAAAAACGGACGGAGAAUUCCAACUGGUUCGGUCGACCACUAAUAACCCUACCGGAGCAGAUACAUAAAGAUUUUGUCUGCCCAUUGAGCGAGGAAGACCGAGCCAACAUUGAAAGCUUCUUCAAUGACAUGAAGAGUCAAAUUAGUGAAAUAAGGUAUCAGGGCAAUGCGGACUGGCGGUUUCAACUAAGAAGUAUCACCCAGCGCAUCCGCAUUGCAACUGGCAUUCCAGGACUACUCCGCACCGCCCAGCGUCAGAAUAAAGACAUUAGUUCCAUUCCCUUCACAGUGGAUGGGAUGAAGAAGGCAGAAGUUCUUCCAAACCCCGAAGGGUCGUGGUUUGACAAGAAUAUAUCAAGUAUCAUGGAAGGCUCCACUCGUUGGGCCAAAACGCGCGAGGUUAUCGACGGCCUAGGUAUGGAGGAUAACAGUAACGCCCCUCGCAAGCUGGUGAUCCUUACACAGUACCCAACCACCGCCGUGAUCCUGUCUCUGGCACUCCGUCGUUUCUACCCCCAUAUGUUCCCUAAGCUCAUGCUCGCGAGCACACCCAAGCGUUUCGAAUUGGUUAGAGCAUUCCAAGAAGGCCGCGCAGGUGAGAUGGUCAACGUCGGCGACGAAUUCCAGAGUCCUGGGAUCCUGGUGGCCACCACCAAAACAACGGCGACCGGCCUCACCCUGCAUCGUGCCGCCCAUCUUAUCCUGUUUGAGGUAGAUUGGGUGAGUAGCACCCAUAAGCAGGCAUGGGGUCGAGUUCGCCGUAUUGGACAAAGGAGUCCUUACGUCUGGACCUACCUCUUCUGUAACAAUGACAUGGAGGUUGAACUUCGCAUACAAGUCUGCAACCUCCAGAGAAGCCAGCUAGCCGAUGUUCUAGGCACGUACCGAAAAAAAUCCAAACGGCGACGUCAAACAGAGGUUGAUUUUGUUGACAAUGCAUAG
This is a messenger RNA of Aspergillus tanneri, 3678 nucleotides long. RefSeq lists its product as uncharacterized. The record is from RefSeq and is a predicted model, not a curated record. Gene Ontology annotation, molecular function: ATP-dependent chromatin remodeler activity; ATP binding. The coding region runs from base 1 to 3678 and encodes 1225 amino acids. Lineage: Eukaryota; Fungi; Ascomycota; Eurotiomycetes; Eurotiales; Aspergillaceae. The transcript has 5 exons.